GCGCCUCGCCUCGCCUCGCCUCGCCAUGGCCGGGAUCCUGGAGUCGGUGGAGUCGUGCCUGGAGCGGCACCUCCCGCCCGAGGAGCUCUCCGAGGUGAAGCGGAUCCUGUACGGCGGCGAGGCAAGAAAACUUCAUUUGCCAGCUGCUGCUCUAUCAGCUGCUCAGGAAAGAGAUUUUGAGCUGCAGGGCUAUGGAUUUGAUGCCGAGCCAGAGCAAUUGAGAAGGCCACGUAUUGUUCGAGUGGGACUGAUACAGAACAAAAUUCCACUGCCCACAGACACAGCAGUGUCAGUCCAGGUGGCUGCACUGCACAGACGAAUUGCGGAGAUUGUGGAAGUAGCUGCACAAUCUGGGGUCAACAUAGUUUGUUUCCAGGAGGCUUGGACCAUGCCCUUUGCUUUCUGUACAAGAGAGAAGCUUCCUUGGACUGAAUUUGCUGAGUCAGCAGAGGAUGGGCCAACAACAAAAUUCUGUCAGGAGCUGGCAAAGAAAUACAGUAUGGUUGUGAUAUCUCCAAUCCUGGAGCGAGAUGAAACACACGGGGGAACUCUCUGGAAUACUGCAGUGGUCAUUUCUAGUUCUGGAGCUGUCCUUGGCAAAAGUAGAAAAAAUCACAUUCCAAGGAUUGGAGAUUUCAAUGAGUCUACUUACUAUAUGGAAGGAAAUACAGGACACCCAGUGUUUCAGACCCAAUUUGGAACAGUUGCUGUGAAUAUCUGCUAUGGGCGUCAUCACCCUCUGAAUUGGCUCAUGUUUAGUAUGAAUGGAGCAGAGAUCAUCUUUAACCCUUCAGCCACUGUUGGACAGCUCAGCGAGUCAAUGUGGCCAGUCGAAGCAAGAAAUGCUGCUAUAGCUAAUCACUGUUUUACGUGUGCCAUCAACAGGGUAGGAACGGAAUACUACAGAAAUUCCUUUACUUCUGGAGAUGGUGGAAAAGCACACCAUGACUUGGGCUACUUUUAUGGCUCAAGUUACGUAGCUGCACCAGAUGGCAGCAGGACACCAGGACUCUCUCGUGUUCGGGACGGACUUCUGGUGGUGGAGAUGGAUCUGAAUCUUUGCAGGCAAGUCAGUGACAAAUGGAAUUUUAAGAUGACCGGUAGAUAUGAAAUGUAUGCAGACAAGCUCACUGAAGCAGUCCAGCCUUGUUUUAUACCCAAUAUAAUCAAAGAGAGAGCAUCUCAUUAAUGUCAAAUAAAAAGGUACCAUGGGAUGAUAGCCUUACUGUGGAUCACAAGCUGUUAUUUUCAUGUUGUAAUUUUAAUUUCCUGUAAAUAACUUUCAAGUAGUAGAACUCAAACCUUUGUUAAGUAAAAUGAUUGCAAAAUA
Messenger RNA from Pezoporus occidentalis (night parrot), 1330 nucleotides. It is a transcript of the gene UPB1, whose product is annotated as beta-ureidopropionase 1. The coding region runs from base 26 to 1189 and encodes 387 amino acids. The transcript has 10 exons. The record is from RefSeq and is a predicted model, not a curated record. Gene Ontology annotation, molecular function: beta-ureidopropionase activity. NCBI's taxonomy places the organism in Eukaryota, Metazoa, Chordata, Aves, Psittaciformes, Psittacidae.